This is a messenger RNA of Priapulus caudatus, 2025 nucleotides long. RefSeq names its product putative homeodomain transcription factor. The transcript has 7 exons. The record is from RefSeq and is a predicted model, not a curated record. Gene Ontology annotation, cellular component: endoplasmic reticulum. NCBI's taxonomy places the organism in Eukaryota, Metazoa, Priapulida, Priapulimorpha, Priapulimorphida, Priapulidae. The coding region runs from base 27 to 803 and encodes 258 amino acids.
CACGCACGCACGCACGCACGCACAACAUGACGAGUCUGAGUGAGGAGCUACAGCGGUCCGUGCACACGCUGCUGGCUGCAGACUGGAGACAGCGCACGCUGCUAGUAUUUGGUACUCUGGAGAGGCUCUUGCUUAGCGCUAUAUUCUUCUUCCUACUAUCCGUGGCUGAGAGGACAUUCAAGCAGAGAUUCCGUUAUUCCAAGUUCUUCUGUCAUCUGACAUCUGCUAGACGUGCACAGAGGUCAGAGUUGCCACACUUCCGUCUCAACAAAGUGAGAAAUAUAAAGACAUGGCUGUCACUGAGGUCGUACCUCAAGAGGAGAGGUCCACAGCGGUCUGUAGAUGUGAUCGUAUCAGCAGCUUUUCUCAUCGAUCUCUGCCUACUCUCCGUUGUCUGUGUGCAGCUGAUCACCGAUCACACGACGUUCCUCAACUCGCUCUUCAACUGCGAGAUCUUGCUGUGGAGCCUCGGCAUAGGCGCCUACCUGCUCAGAUUCAUGACCCUCGGCACAAAGACCAACCGCAAAUACUGCAACCUGUCCGUGCUGAUCACAGAGCAGAUUAACCUAUACCUUGGGAUGGAACAGAAGCCACAUAAGAAGGAAGAGUUGAUGCUUGCCAAUCAUGUCACAAAACUUGCUGCACAACUACUCAAGGAGCUGGAAAGUCCGUUUAAGAUAUCAGGCAUGUCGGCCAACCCUCUGCUGUACAACGUCACCAAGGUGGUAAUCCUAUCGGCCUUCUCCGCAGUACUGACCGAAGUCCUAGGCUUCAAACUGAAGCUGUACAAGAUCAAGUUGUGAUGCAAAAGAUUUAUGAGCGGCAAUCCGCGGCCGCGCGUGGCGGCGGUCCUCACACCGGCGGUGACGGAUCGACUGGGCAGAAGACGGGGGAUAAGUGUUGCUUUGCCUCACCCUACUCGCUUUCUCCACUGGGAAUGCCCGUGGGUCACGUUGUGGGGGAAGUGUGGAGGAGAAGAGGGCGGUUGGGUUGCUCCACCCUGCCCCGCUAGCCUUCAUGGUUGCUUGAGAUUCUAUGUGCGUCUAUGCCCACGCUCGUUUGUUUGCUGCUACUGCCACUGUUGCAAUCUGUGAAUAAAGAAAAAAGCUAGUCGAUGUGCGCGAAGAGGGUAAGCGCUGGCCUUGCCGUCGUGCUGAUAUUAAUGUUUUAGUGAGGGCGCGUCGCGUUUGAGCAGACGUGAAUUAGUGUACGUGGACUCUAGAGUUCUGACCCGAGUUUAUCCUAGCCAAGAUUAGAUCGGACUGUGAUAGGUUUGCUUCGAUUUGAUCGCGCGUGGUAUUGGCCGGUGCGUCUUCCAAUCGAGCGUGAGUAUGUUUUUUUUAUACAGUGUCCUUCUGUAAACUGCGCUGCUAGGAUGGAGAUGUCAUCCAUUCCUUUACGAUACUCUCAGGCUUAGACUGACCAAAAUUUGUGCGUGUGUGUUCGUGUCGUGGUACCACCUCAUUUCUCACGAUUCUUAACCUCAGUUCGUUGUUAAGUAUUAUUAUUGUCUAGUACCACGUUAUAUCUCAAGAGUUCCUCAGUUCAUUAUUAUAAUUACCGUUGUAAGUAUUAUCGUCUGCGCAGUCUAAUCAGUGUGAUUGUCUUAAUUUCCAUGUUAGAUGAUUUAGCGGUGAUUCCGAUAGAUGAGGUUUAAUCGCGUUAAAUCUGCUCCUUUGUGAUAAGGUUGAUGUUUGAUGAGAUUUAUUAUAUUAACGUAGUGUUGUAGCAUAUGGUCGUUGGUUAUGGAUGGAUGUUAUGGUCUGUAAAUACACAGUUGUUACAGAGUUAACAAAGUUCUAUGUGUUUCAGAUAUAUAUAUAUAACAUAGAUUAUUUACACAUAGAUGUACAUAGUGUGACCAAAAAAGGUAGAGAGAGCGAUACGAUGGGGGGGGGGGCAUCCUCUAGGUGGUGCUAGUACGGCCGAAUAUGUUUAGCUGAUACUCAAUAUACAUACUAAGGCUGAAACCUUGCCAAUUGUUUCUUGUAAGUGUAGAAGUGAAAUAGAUAUUGUUGAAACGAA